GUCUAAAAUAGACUUCCUCUUUUUGUUUCUCUCUAUUGUAGCCACUUCUUUCUUCUUCUUCACUCGCUCUGUUUAAUAAUUAGGGUUUUAGAGCUGUUUCUUCGAAUGAUACAGAACGAAUUUCAGUAAUCUAAGAAAACCAACUAAAUUCUCCCAAUUUGUUUUAGGGAUUAAGGUUCAGCAGUAUGGGGAAGGCGAAGAAAUCACCUAAAUUUGCAGUCAUGAAGAGAUUAAUCAGCUCUAAAAUGAUCAAAAAGACAAAAGAGGACAUUCUAAACCCUAGAAAGAAAGAUCUUGAGAAGGAAAAAUUACCCAGAAACGUGCCUCAAGUAUCAUCAGCUUUGUUCUUUAAACAUAAUAGUGCUCUGGGUCCUCCUUAUAGAGUUUUGGUUGAUACCAAUUUUAUCAAUUUCUCUAUUCAGAACAAGUUGGAUUUGGAAAAGGCGAUGAUGGAUUGCUUGUAUGCAAAAUGUACUCCUUGCAUUACGGAUUGCGUCAUGGCAGAGCUUGAGAAAUUGGGUCAGAAAUACCGAGUAGCCUUGAGGAUUGCGAAGGAUCCUCGGUUUGAGAGACUCCCAUGUACUCACAAAGGAACUUAUGCUGAUGAUUGUCUCGUUGAUAGAAUUACCCAGCACAAGUGCUAUAUCGUUGCAACAUGUGAUAGAGAUUUGAAGCGAAGAAUCCGCAAGGUUCCUGGAGUUCCAAUCAUGUACAUCACGAACCAUAAGUACUCGAUCGAGCGACUACCUGAAGCAACCCUUGGUGGAGCUCCACGAUAUUGAUGACUGUGGAUGAUUCUUUGGCGUGAGGAAAGCUGUCACUCUUGUCACCCUUUCCAGGUUUUGGAGUUGCUCGAGUAUCUUGGCAUCUGCUCAGCGACUACCCGGAGGAACAAGAAAGCAGUUUUAACAUCAUACACUGUCUAUUUGAGAACUGUUGUGCAACUUAAACAAGAAUGUAAUCGUGUUUAUGGUUGUAGAACUUUUUUUGGAGAUUUUAUCUGGAUUAGCAGAAUACUUUAAUCAA
Molecule: messenger RNA, 1026 nt
Organism: Papaver somniferum (opium poppy)
Lineage: Eukaryota; Viridiplantae; Streptophyta; Magnoliopsida; Ranunculales; Papaveraceae
Product: rRNA-processing protein FCF1 homolog
Exons: 9
Coding region: 186-782 (198 amino acids)
Cellular component (GO): small-subunit processome; nucleolus
Source: RefSeq, a predicted model, not a curated record